UUUGUUUCUUAGUGAGGGUAUGUUUUUUUCCUUUCUGGCCCAUCUACGCUUGUGGGAUCAACUAUGUGAUUGGCUUCAUCUCUCUCUUUUUGCUUACUUAUUAAGGAGAGGAGUCUCUACAGACAAUAGCUGAUGAAGAUAAGCAGUAGUAGUGUCAACCAACAAAGCCUGAAUCAUACCAAAAGCUGAUAACCGAAAGAAAAAAAGAACAGAAAAACAGAGUGCAUAUAUCUUCUCUCUUAUAUCCCCAAUCUACCCCUUUCAGUUUCUUAUGCUUGAGAGAUCAUAAAAAAACCCCCAAUUACUCCAACUUAUUCUCGUCGAAUUUGAGUUAUUGGUCCAUGUUAGCGAACACCUCCUCCCCAUCAUCACUUCCUGAACCAUUUUCAACUGAAAAUGGUGGAAUCAACAACAAUAAGAGGAAACGAAGACCCGCAGGAACUCCAGAUCCGGAUGCGGAGGUGGUUUCUCUAUCACCAAAAACACUAUUGGAAUCGGAUCGUUAUGUGUGUGAGAUCUGCAACCAAGGGUUCCAGAGAGACCAGAACCUUCAGAUGCACCGCCGGCGACACAAGGUUCCUUGGAAGCUACUAAAGAGGGAGACUCCGGUGGUUAGGAAGCGCGUGUUCGUGUGUCCCGAACCAAGUUGCUUGCACCACGAUCCGUGCCACGCGCUGGGUGAUCUAGUUGGGAUCAAGAAGCAUUUCAGAAGAAAACACAGCAAUCAUAAACAAUGGGUUUGCGAGAAAUGCUCCAAAGGUUAUGCUGUUCAGUCUGAUUACAAAGCUCAUCUCAAGACUUGUGGCACUAGAGGGCAUUCUUGUGAUUGUGGCCGCGUUUUUUCCAGAGUUGAAAGUUUCAUUGAACACCAAGAUGCUUGUAACAUGGGGAGUCUCCGGUCUGAAUCACAGUCACUACAACCUGCAUGCCUGUCUCGAACCGCAUCUAGCCCAAGCCCAUCAAGUGAUACCAAUUUCAGCAAUAAUCCUCCUUGGUCUGGCUUGAUAAUGCCAAGACCAACAAUAGACACAAUGUUCUUGACUAGCCCUACUUCUGGGGAUAAUAAUAAGCAUUCUUCUUCUAGAAGCAAAGCGAAGUAUCAUCACAACUUGGAGCUCCAGUUGUCAACCACAUCAAAUCCACUACUUGAUCAUGUAGUUUCUACCAAAGGAGAUGGUACUACUACUCACUCUACUACUCAAUUACAGCUCUCAAUUGGAUCAUCCAAUUACAGCGACAAAUACAAAUCGGAUGCAGGAAAAAACUCUCCUACUAGGUAUGGCAAUGGGAUGGAUAUGGCGUCGAGGAUUAAGGACCAAGCGCGGGAGCAGUUAAAGUUGGCGAUGGCGGAGAAGGUGUACGCUGAAGAGGCGAGGAAGCAAGCAAAGAAGCAGAUUGAAUUAGCUGAGCAAGAAUUCUCAAAUGCAAAGCGGGUUAGGCUACAAGCUCAAGCUGAAUUGGACAAGUCAUUGGCUUUGAGAGGGCAUGCAAUGAAGCAAAUAAAUUCAACUAUUCUUCAAGUCACUUGUCAUGCUUGCAAGCAACAGUUUCAAGCCAGAAGGCCUCCUGAUGAGAACUCUCUUGUGUUGAGUCACAUGUCAUCAGUCAUUACAGAAGGUGAAGUAGAGAAUUAUGGAGCAAGAACUACUUCUAAUAACCCAUGACACUAUCAUUCUCUCCAUUUCUAUAUCUAUAUAUGUCAACUUUCUUUCUCUCUUUCUCCAUUAUAGCAAGAAUGUGGUGUUAUUAUCUCAAGUUGAUUAGUCGGGUGUUGUAUCCUUCAAAGUGUGUGAUGUUGUCAUUUGUUGAUCAUUAAAUAUUUAAUAAAUGAAGAAAGCAAGUAUCUUGAUUUGA
This is a messenger RNA of Tripterygium wilfordii, 1854 nucleotides long. RefSeq names its product zinc finger protein SHOOT GRAVITROPISM 5-like. Gene Ontology annotation, molecular function: DNA-binding transcription factor activity. Bases 342 to 1664 code for a protein of 440 amino acids. Gene Ontology annotation, cellular component: nucleus. The record is from RefSeq and is a predicted model, not a curated record. NCBI's taxonomy places the organism in Eukaryota, Viridiplantae, Streptophyta, Magnoliopsida, Celastrales, Celastraceae. The transcript has 3 exons.